Molecule: messenger RNA, 600 nt
Organism: Cygnus olor (mute swan)
Lineage: Eukaryota; Metazoa; Chordata; Aves; Anseriformes; Anatidae
Product: claudin-19-like
Exons: 1
Coding region: 1-600 (199 amino acids)
Biological process (GO): bicellular tight junction assembly; cell adhesion
Cellular component (GO): plasma membrane; bicellular tight junction
Molecular function (GO): structural molecule activity
Source: RefSeq, a predicted model, not a curated record
AUGGGGACCCUCUCGCUGGCGUCAGGUCUGGUGGUGGCCCCCAUGGGCUGGGUGCUGCUGCUGGCCGCCACGGCCACCCCUCGCUGGCGGGAGCUGCCCCAGCGGCCUGGGUACCCCCGCGACGUCUCCUUCAGCGACGGCCUCUGGGAGAGCUGCGUGGAGGUGCUGGCCCAGCCGGGCCCAGCCUGCCGCUUGUUCCCGGAGGACACAGCCCGGUUCUGGCCCGUGCUGGUGCUGAGAGCUGCCACCGUGGGCUCGCUGCUGCUGGGGGCCGUGGCGUACGCCCUGGCCAUGCUGGGGGCGCGGUGGUGGGCUCCCCCGCCGCGGCACAACCUGGUGGCCUCUGCCGGGCUCCUGCUGAUGCUGGCGGGCGCCGUGUACCUGGGCGCCGCUUCCUACAUGGCUCACCGGGUGCUGCAGGACUUGGCCAGCCCGCAGACCCCCCCGGCGGACCGCUUCCACCUGGGGACGUGUCUCUACCUGGGCUGGGGCGGCGGAGGGGCGGAGGUGCUGGCUGGCCUCUGCUUGGCCACCAAUUUCUGCAGGAAGAGCGGGUUCGUCGCCGGGCCGGACGCUGCCCCUUACGAGGUGGAUUACUGA